Lycium ferocissimum is the source of this 1847-nucleotide messenger RNA. RefSeq names its product probable protein phosphatase 2C 33. Lineage: Eukaryota; Viridiplantae; Streptophyta; Magnoliopsida; Solanales; Solanaceae. The record is from RefSeq and is a predicted model, not a curated record. The transcript is spliced from 5 exons. The coding region runs from base 190 to 1587 and encodes 465 amino acids. Gene Ontology annotation, biological process: protein dephosphorylation. Gene Ontology annotation, molecular function: protein serine/threonine phosphatase activity.
CUUUCAAACAUUGUCAAAAGUUCAUUAAUGGUGAAUUUGUUGGAUUGAGUGGAGGAUUGGAUAUUGGAUAUUGAAGUGUGUAGAAGGAUAUUAUUAAAAAGGGUUGUAACGGAUCCAAACGCGGAAAAUAGGAGGUGUGAUCGUGAUCGUUUUGCUGUUGUGGGGUGCUUAUUGAAUAUUUUGCUAUGGAUGGGCUCCUGCUUUUCGUUAGAAAGCAGGAGCCCUGUCCCCGGAUCUCCGGUAUCUACAACUAGAACUACAAAGAGGAGGAGCUCGAAAAAUAGGCUGGGUGGUUUGAGGAAUUCUUCGUUUGAUUAUAGGAAGGAAGAACAGCUGCAAGGGAUUCCUGGGCGUAUGUUCUUGAAUGGAUCAAGUGAAGUGGCUUCACUCUUCACUCAGCAGGGCAAAAAAGGACCUAAUCAAGAUGCCAUGAUUGUUUGGGAGAAUUUUGUUUCGAGAACAGAUACAAUUUUCUGUGGCGUUUUUGAUGGCCAUGGUCCUUAUGGUCAUUUUGUUGCAAAGCGAGUCAGAGAUUCUCUUCCUUUAAAGCUAAGAGCAGAGUGGGAAGAUAAUAUAAAAGAUGACGACUAUGUAAGAGAGAAUAGUCCAAAUACUCAGAGCAGUCUAAACUCUGAGGAUGCUUCCUUUAUAUCUGCUGAUGAGGAGUCAAAGGUUUCAAUUGAUGUUGAAGACACUGAAAAGCACCCGGAGGUCUUUCAGACAUUAAAGGACUCAUUUCUGAAGGCUUAUAAGUUUAUGGAUAGAGAACUGAGCAGUUAUAACAAUAUCAAUUGCUUCUGUAGUGGGACAACAGCAGUAACGCUUGUUAAGCAGGGUCAGGAUCUUGUAAUUGGAAAUGUUGGAGAUUCUAGAGCUGUACUGGCUAUGAAAGAUAAGGAUGGUUCUUUGAUGGCAGUACAAUUGACAGUAGAUCUUAAGCCUAAUCUACCAGAGGAGGCAGAGAGGAUUCGCAAAUGUAAAGGGCGCGUGUUUGCCCUUCGCAAUGAACCAGAGGUUGCAAGAGUGUGGUUGCCGAGCAGUAACUCUCCUGGACUAGCCAUGGCACGCGCAUUUGGAGAUUUUUGCCUGAAAGAUUUUGGCCUUAUUUCUGUCCCAGAAAUUUCAUAUAGACCUUUAACAGAAAAUGAUCAGUUCAUUGUUCUGGCAACAGAUGGAAUUUGGGAUGUGCUUUCAAAUGAGGAAGUGAUAAAUAUUGUGGCUUCAGCUUCACUCCGUUCAUUUGCAGCUAGAUCACUGGUUGAAGCAGCUGUACGAGGCUGGAGGACCAAAUACUCAACUUCUAAAGUUGAUGAUUGUGCUGUUGUUUGCCUCUUCCUUGAUUCAAACUCAAUUGUCUCGUCCACCGCUUGCGGUACAAAAAAACAUGAUAAGACUGUUCCAGAAGGCGAUGAAGUUUCAGAAAAAGAAAACGAGGAAGUUUCAGAUCGAGAGGAGGUGCUUUCAGAGGAGGAGAAUGCAUGGUCUGCGCUUAAUGGGGUUUCUCGGGCCAACACAUUAUUGGCAUUGCCAAGGUUUGUUCCUGACUAUGAAGAAAAGAGAGCUGCCGGAGGAAGCAAAUCAAAAUAGAGGGUGAACUUUCCUAUCCAACUCUGAAUUUAUUGUUUAAAUGAUAUUUCAGUUUGUUUUGCCUUGUCCAUCUCUUUAUAUGCUUAAUUUCAUUACUGAGGAAAAGAAAACUGAAAAAUAUUCAUUUCUGUGGUCCGGAGAGGUGUCAUGUCCGCAGCCUAUAUAUUAGCGUGUCUGGGAAUCAUCCUCUUCUUUAGUGUAGGUAGGAACUUGAAUUUUGCAUAAUCCAAGUCGCAGUCUUCUUCGUCCUUGGUUUUCUA